Messenger RNA from Leptopilina boulardi, 1674 nucleotides. RefSeq names its product translocation protein SEC62 (gene Trp1). Bases 114 to 1274 code for a protein of 386 amino acids. The transcript has 5 exons. NCBI's taxonomy places the organism in Eukaryota, Metazoa, Arthropoda, Insecta, Hymenoptera, Figitidae. Gene Ontology annotation, biological process: post-translational protein targeting to membrane, translocation. Gene Ontology annotation, cellular component: endoplasmic reticulum membrane; endoplasmic reticulum. The record is from RefSeq and is a predicted model, not a curated record.
CACAGUUAUUUUCUAAUCCACCUAACGGAACAUUGAGCAACUAGUACAUAAAUUUUCUCAUGUUGGAAAUAAAACUGAAAAUCGCAUGCGUGAAGUUCAGUUAAAUUUACAACAUGGUGGAACGUAGGAAAAACAGAAAACGUAAAGACGAUGGAAGUAAUCCAGAGUCAACGGUACCGGAAAAAGCAUCUAAAGAAGAAUACGCAGUGGCAAAAUGGAUACGCAACAAUGUACCAUCGAAAAAAACAAAAUUUGAUCGCAAUCAUAUUGUUGAAUAUUUCACUGGUGCACGCGCUGUUGAUGCAUUACUUGACAAUUCACCAUGGAGUAAAACAUUAUUUGAAAAUCGUCAACAAGUCGUUGAUUUUCUUGAUUUAAUGUUAAGACACAAAUUUUUUCAUCGUGCGAAAAAAGUCAUUAUCACCGAGGAUGAACUUUGUAAAAUUCGUGGUAUUAAAAAAAAAUCAAAAGAAACAAAAGAUGAUAAAAAAUCAUUAGAUAAAGAAAAGGAGAAGGAAAAAGAAAAGGAAAAAGAUAAGGAAAAGGAGAAAGAUAAGGAAAAAGAUUUGGAAAAAGAAAAGACUAAAGAUGAUAAAGAUGAAAAGGAGACAAAGGACAUUGAAGAAAAACCCGAGGAGAAAAAAAAGAAACCGAAGGUUCGUCUUGAAAUGCACAUGAAUCAAUAUUUUGCUGAUUGUUGCGAUGCCUAUGUUUGGAUUUAUGAACCAAUACCAGUUUAUUAUUGGUUCUUUGGUACACUUUUGGUACUUGGUGCAAUAGGGGUUUGUCUAUUUCCAUUGUGGCCACUAACAGUGCGUCAUGGAGUAUGGUAUUUAAGUAUAGCGGCAGCUGGAUUUUUGGUAUUUAUUUUGGCGCUAAUGGUAUUACGUAUAAUGGUCUUUUGUCUUCUUUGGCUACUCACAUUUGGCAGGCAUCAUCUUUGGCUAUUGCCAAAUCUCGUUGAGGACGUUGGCUUCUUUGCCUCGUUCUGGCCUCUCUAUCAGUAUGAAUACUGUGGUCCAUCGAAUGCUGAUAAAAAAUCGUAUAAAAAGAAAAAAAAGAAGAAAGACAAGGAUUCUGAUAGUGAGGAUACUCCUUUAAUGCAAGCAGAGGAAAAAUCGGAAUCAUCGGAUUCAGCAAAAGAAGUGGAAUUAAUGCAACAAGAGUCAAAUGAAAGCACUCAAGGAAUUGAAACAAUAGUAAGCCAAGAGGGUAGUGAAGAAGGUUCCGAAAGUGAUAAAUCCAAUUCAGGCGGAGAUUUUGUAAUGCUUUGAGAUUAGUGCCUAAUUGACAGAGAAAAAAAAAAAAAUUUUUUUUCUUUUUUUUUUAAAUAAAUUAGUUAUUUAUCUCUCUUUUAAUGCCCAAAUGCCAAUAACGCCAACAAGUCCAAGAAACAAAUUAUGAACGCAUAAAAUAUAUUUUUUAUCAAGUCGUAAAUUUUCUUUUUUUAUCAAUUUUUUUUGAGAUCUUGUUGCAAAAAAAGGGAAAAGAGGAAAGUGGAGAAAAAAAAAAAAUACAAAAGUCUGUGACAGUAGAAAAAAAAAUUUCGAAAGUACGAUGUGUACAAUUUAGUGAAAAAAAAACUCAUAUCUACGGCCGUCGUGUUAAGAAUCGCGACAAAUCUAUUUUUCCGUCCCCACACAUCUCCUCCUUUCCUGGAAAAAACUAUUUUUC